Messenger RNA from Saccostrea echinata, 973 nucleotides. Its product is annotated as high affinity copper uptake protein 1-like. The transcript is spliced from 7 exons. Gene Ontology annotation, molecular function: copper ion transmembrane transporter activity. The record is from RefSeq and is a predicted model, not a curated record. Gene Ontology annotation, biological process: copper ion transmembrane transport. Bases 245 to 958 code for a protein of 237 amino acids. Gene Ontology annotation, cellular component: membrane. NCBI's taxonomy places the organism in Eukaryota, Metazoa, Mollusca, Bivalvia, Ostreida, Ostreidae.
AUGACUUGAUCAUUCAAUGAAUGAAACUUUAUUCAUAAAAUCGUGAUGUAUGUUUAAUUCAUGGUUAUUUGGACACUGACUCCAUGACAUAAGGUAGCUUUAAGAACAUAAAACAUCCUGGAUGAUUCUACGCAUAAAGAACUUCGCAAUUAGAAAAAGUGAACGAAAAACAACAUAGAGGAAGCUGUCUUAGGCCAUCCAGAAUCAAAUUUGGGGCUGCUGGCUAAUAACUCCAUCUUCCACAAUGAACAUGAUGAAUAUGUCAAUGACAACCAUGUCAAUGAUGAACAUGACAGGAAUGACUGGUCAUGACCACCACAACAUGCACGGUAGUACGGGGAUGACGGGAAUGACCAUGGACCACAGUGGUCAUAACAUGGAUGGAGGGAUGGGCGGGGGCAUGGGUGGCCAUGAAGGCAUGCAUAUGGACAUGAAUAAUACUGAUGGCUGUGGUAAUGGAAUGGCAAUGUUCUUCCAUACUGGAAAAUGUGAAUAUAUACUGUUUGAGGGGGUACAGACCAAAACGGUGGCAGGUAUGGUUGCUGCCUGUAUCAUUAUAUUCUUACUAGCAGUUCUAUAUGAGGGUCUUAAGGUGUUCAGGGAGUACCUCCUCAAGAGAGCCUUGGUCACAGGCUCUAAGUACCAAGAGGUUACCAUAGGGACCAGUGGACAAUCUAUUGUUCCAGAUGCACAAGUCAAAAACAGCAAUGGACUAUCUCCUGUAGAUUACAAGCCAGAGAAGAAGCAGUCAAUCGGAAUGACCAUGAUCAGUGGUUCACAUAUGAUACAGACACUUCUCCAUGUCGUACAAGUGUUUAUAAGCUAUUGCCUUAUGCUUGUCUUCAUGACGUACAACGUCUGGUUAUGCUUAGCCGUGGUUCUCGGAGCGGGAGCCGGCUAUUUCUUCUUUGGUUGGAAGCGAGCCGUGGUGGUAGACGUCAAUGAACAUUGUCACUGAAGAUCAAAAAAACAA